UAAUAACCAGUCCAAGGACAAAGAGCAAUCUCCUCUCUCAGCACACACACAAAACCCCCCUAGAAAAAAACUUCCGACACAGCUUGCCCUCCCCAAUUAUACUUACAUACAUGCUGUAUCUACCAUUUUCCCCAAUUGGGUUCUUCUCAAAUCAGCCCCUUCUUUCAUUUUGAUGUAACAACAACCACUGAUCCCAAAAUCAGUUUUAAGGUGUCGACAGUGAUCUGAUUAAAGAUGUAUAACAAAGUGGAGGCUCUACGAGAAAAAGCAGAUGCGGAAAAGUUGAUAGCAUGCAAUGAUUACGUCGGUGCAAGGGAAAAAUUAUUGAAGGCGAAGCAACUUUUUCCACCACUAGAUCAUAUUGCUGCAAUGCUGACUGUUUGUGAUAUACUCUCAGCUUCUAGAAAUAGAGUUCCAGGAUAUGAAACUGAUUAUUAUUGGGUUCUUAAUAUUAUGCCUGCAGCGUCGUCCAUUGAUUUGAAACAGCAGUACGAUAAACUCUUAAAUCUGCUGCAACCAAUCAAGGGCAAGUUCUCUGGUGCAGCCCUGGCUCUUAAGUACGUAGAUGAGGCGUUCUCUGUGCUUUCUGACAGGGUAAAGCGUUUAAUAUUUGACUCAAAACGAGCAUGUAGUUGGGAUGAGCUUGAAUCAUUUGCUAACCCCUUGCCAUCACAACCAUUUAUGGAUGCCGAGACAGGUGUUAAUGCUCAAAGUUCUUUAAUACAUUCUUCUGCUCAAGUCUGCAAUGUGCAAAAUGCAGAGGGUUUAUCAAUGCAAGUGCACGAGAGGGUUGAUGAUUUGGGACCUAAGCUAGAAGCUACUUGUGAUAGUAACAAACAAAAUAUUGUAGUUAGUUCUCAAGACUCCAGUGUAGUUUCUUCUGAUAUGAACUCUGAAGGGAAUGCAAGGGAAGACAUUGACUUGUCAAUUGAUGAUUUAAACUCAUCACUUGGACCACCUAGGAUGAGUGAUUCUUCUUGGUCUAAAAGGCAUGUUGCAUAUAAGAAGCCUGAUCAAGACUUCUUUAACUUUGAGGUCAAUAAAACAGUAGAGAAUUUUAAGAUAGGGCAAGUAUGGGCAGUUUACUAUUACUUGAAAGACGAUCAGAACUAUCUCUACGCACAGAUUAAUGCCAUAUCAAAAUCUGAGGUUCGAGUCAGUUGGUUAAAACCGGUGCCUGUAACCUUAUGCGAAAGAAGAUGGUGUGAUGCGGGUUUGCCUGUUGCUUGUGGAUCUUUCUGUCUGGAUCUAAAUUUGAGUGAAGAGAUAAUGAGUAGUACACUAGCAUUUUCCUACAAUUGUUCAUGGGUUCCUGGAGUGACAGAGGAACAAUUUGAAAUUUACCCGAAAAAGGGUGAAGUAUGGGCACUUUAUGAGGACUGGGACCUUGAUGAUUGGUGUUAUUAUCCUGAAAAAGUCAGAGGAUGCAAAUUUAAGUUUAUUGAGAUCCUUUCAGAUUUUUCGAAAAUUAUAGGAGGAGAAGGUGCUUGUUUGUCGAAAGUGGAUGGUUUUAAAAACAUCUAUCAAAGAGAAAGCGAAGAUGGGAAUCCAUCGAUAUUUCACAUAUCCCCAAGAGAUCUGUACAUAUUAUCUCACAAUGUGCCGGCAUAUAAAUUUACUGGUGGAGAGAUUGAUGGAGUCGUGAGCGGCAUGAUUGAGCUUGAUGAACUGGCACUAUCGUACAAUAGGAUACAAGAUACUGAUAGUCAACUGAUGAUAAGGGCAGGCCAAAACUCUGAUUUCAAAAAGCCUAUGGAAGCACUUCCACCUGUGGUGCGAAGCUCACAAUGCACCACGCUCGGACCUAAAUGGUCAGUAAGUGACUUUUCUACUGGUCAAGUGUGGGCUGUAUACUAUGGGGAAGAUCUGAUGCCACGUAGAUAUGCUCGAUUGAAUAGCGUGAUCUCAGGGGACGAGGUGGGUGUUACAUUCUUAGAACCUCAACUUGAAAAUAGUUAUGAUCAUAAUUUAAAGAAGGUGAUGCCCAUUGUCUGCGGGGUAUUUCAAGCCAAAGAAACCAAUGUGCAUUUAAAUAUAUCACAAGUAUCCCAUCAAGUGAAGUGCCAAAUGAGCACAACGAGGCCUAUGUACAAGAUUUACCCGAUGAAGGGUGAGAUUUGGGCUAUGUACCAAAACUGGAGUUGCAAGUGGGGCCCCGGUGAUUAUGAAAAUUACAAGUGUUGGAUUGUGGAGAUUCUAUCAGAUUUUUCAGUAGAUGAAAGAAUGGUGGUAGUUAGAUUGGGCGAAGUGAAGGGUUGUCUUACUUUCUUCCAGAGGAUUCAGCGUGACGGGUUUGACAUGUCUCGUGUAGUUUUAAAGACUGAUAUACUUGGCUUCUCUCACCAAAUUCCUGCUUUCAGAGUUCCGGGAAUCGGACGAUAUGGAAUACCUGAAAAUUCUUGGCAUUUGGAGCCAAAUGCUUUACCUCCUCCUUUCCGUAAGUGAAUCCGGACCUUGACCUUGUACCAUGUACUCAGUAGCUUUAGUUUUUAAAGUGCACCGGAAUCUUGACGAUUCAGCGGCCUUUUUUUUUUGUGGGUAAUUUGUGUUAUCUGCAUUAGCUUCCUUUGACAGCUUAUGUAGAGGACAGUAGAAAUAAAUCUGACAUAAAUUGAGCUUUCGUAGGUCAAAGCCUAGUGUAAGUUGUCUGGAUACAAUGUGUCCAGAAAUUGAAGAAUGUUGUGUUGGAUUAAUUUUUAAAGUUCCAGACUACCAUUUUAGGUUACAUUCGUUUUUUCCCCCUGGUUUUGAACGCACGAAUAACCCUGUACUUCUGUGCUAGAUAAUUUUUUUGAUAUUUCUGUAGCAUAUCUUGCAUGACUUUGCGAGGUCACAAAAUUUAAGUAUGAGGAUCUUUUUUUUUU
This is a messenger RNA of Daucus carota subsp. sativus, 2864 nucleotides long. RefSeq lists its product as uncharacterized. The transcript has 2 exons. The record is from RefSeq and is a predicted model, not a curated record. The coding region runs from base 235 to 2445 and encodes 736 amino acids. Lineage: Eukaryota; Viridiplantae; Streptophyta; Magnoliopsida; Apiales; Apiaceae.